This is a messenger RNA of Argiope bruennichi, 1489 nucleotides long. RefSeq lists its product as uncharacterized. Lineage: Eukaryota; Metazoa; Arthropoda; Arachnida; Araneae; Araneidae. The coding region runs from base 15 to 335 and encodes 106 amino acids. The transcript has 2 exons. The record is from RefSeq and is a predicted model, not a curated record.
UUGAGCUUCACAACAUGGAAAGUGAUCGAGCCUCCAAGUUCCCAGCCUUCAGAGAUGAAGACGAGGAAGAACGUAAAUCCCCUAAAAAGAGAAAGUUUGAUCUUAACCUCUCAGAUGAAAUUGAAAACCCUAAAAGCAUAAUCCCACCAUAUUCAAUCUACUUAGGCAAAGGACUCGGCAUCGAGAUAAAGGAAUUUAGAAAAGCUUACUACAUAACAUAUGUAAAAUAUAAUGAUAAGGGGGAUAUCAAAAAUAGAUUCAACAUAGCAGUUGACCAAAUUCAAACUUUUAUUUUAGGAUUGCAAAAAAUGGCGGAAUAUGUUAAGCAGCAUUAAUAAUUUAGAGGAGGAGAAAGGAUUGACUAAAAAUGAUAACUUUUUCUGAAAUAAAUACUGGGUUUCGGGGUUUUAACCGUACUUUAAGAGCUGAAAUAAAUUAUAGAAGUAUAGAUUCUCUGUAUACUGACAUUAAAUUACCUAUAUUUCGAAUUUUAAAUACCUCACCAGUUUUACGCUUACGUUUGGUGCUAUGUGUUCAUAUUGUCUUCGCAAAAAUUUUGCAAGACCACUUAGAAGCAGAAGAGCUAACCCAAAACUUCUACUUUUGCAGUAAUGCAUUGCGCAUACUAUCAUAUACGCAAAUUUAUCCUGCUAUUGAUAAAGGGUUUCGUAAAAUAAUCAAUUCUGUUGAAAAUUUUGUUAGAAAUGGUAGCGGAUGGUCAAUCAAAAAAAUUAAUUACAUUGAUUUACAUAUUGGCAAUUAUUUAGAACUGAGAGGGGGUUGCAAGAAUGCCUCAUUACCAGCAUCGCUGUUCAAUAAAAAAUGCCUCCUAAAAAUCAAUUGCGAUGACGAUAAAUGUUUUUUAUAUUCUAUUUUAGCAAGUUUGUAUCCUCAGAAAACUAAUGCAAACAGAGCAAUCAAGUAUAAAAGAUAUUUUAAGUACUUAAAUUGUAAAAAUUUAAAAUUUCCCGUUAAAUUAUCUGCUAUAGAAGGUUUUGAGAAAAUUAAUAAAUUGCGAAUUAAUGUUUACUCUUAUGAUGAAAGUUUAAUUUAUCCUUUAUAUAUCAGUUUAAAUAAUUAUCGAGAAAUAGAUUUAUUUUUAUUUGAAAAUCAUUACUAUUUAAUUAAAAACUUCAACAGAUUGCUUAAACUCAAACAUAAUAUCAAACAUUUUUGUAAGUUGUGCUUAUCGGGAUUUGUUCGAGCUGAAACUUUAGCUAGACAUCAAGAGCUUUGUGUCAAUAAUAAUCCGCAACGUGUAUCUAUUCCAAAAGAUUUAACUCUAAAAUUUAAAAAUUUAAGGAGAAGCGUGAAGCAUCGUUUUGCUAUUUUUGCCGAUUUUGAAUGUUUAUUGAAAAAAGUUUCAACAGCAGCUCCAAAUCCUUCAUCAUCACAUUCCUAUGCUGUUGAAACUCAUGAGCCAAUUUCUUACGCUAUGAUAGUAAUAAAUGAAAGAGAUGAGAUUAUUUUUCACGAAUACUAUGCAGGC